CACUUUGUAUUCAUGGAAAAAUAUAAUUCUUCAGAAAAUUAUCAUAAGAAACUUUCAGAAAUUCCAUUAAAUAUAGCAUUUAAUACAGAAAGUAAAGAAAAUGAUAAAUUUUAUAAAGAAAAAACAUUCACCACAGAAAAUUCUUUAAUGAAUAAUAUGGAUUUUUUUGAAAAAUCUCAGGAAAAAGGUAUACCAUGGCUAUGUUCUUCAUGCUGUGAAACAUUUCCAUCUAAUGAACUAAUGUAUAACACUACAGAAAAACAAGAAGCUUAUUAUUGCAAAAACUGUCAUCUUCAUCUUUUAUCAAAAAAUAAAAAUAUAUAUCCUAACGAAAUAAGUAAUAACAAUACUACUUCUCAACAUCAAGACAAAAAUCCUCAAGAGCAUAGAGAAAAAAUAAAUCAUUGUAUUAAUAUCCUAGACAAUUUACAAACCGAGCUAAAUAAGCAAUCUUUCAGUGAAAACUGUCCUAAUAGUAUAGAAAAUCCAGAUGAAGUUUCAUUAAAAGAUUCUAUUAAAAACAAUUAUCCAAUUAUUGAUAAUCUAACACCAAAAGUUAAUAUUUCACAGUCUUGUGCUCUUAUCCCACAAGGUUCUAUGAAAAAUUCAGAGAUGUGGAAAUUACUUAGAAAAAAAAAAAGAAAUUCUUUAAGUGUCCGUAAACAUAUAGAAAAUUUUGUGGAAGUAAAACGUUCGCAUAAUUCAUUUAAAACAAACAUAAUCGAUGUUUCAUCCGAAUCAUCUAAUUUUCCAGAUAAAAUAGAAAAAGAAGAAACAUUAGAAUCAAAAAUAUCAUUUAUAACACUAUCUGAGGCACAAACAAAUAUUUCUCAGGAAAAUAUCCCUCCUAUUUUGCCAUCAACUAAAAAUUAUAAAAAUAAAUUAUUUUUAUCGGAUCAUAUUAAAUUUGAGAAUAAUGCUUUAUCAACUAUUGAUUACAAUUCGUUUUCUGAAAAAGACACAUUUUCUAGACAUUUAAAGGACUCAUUAAAUAAUGACAAACAGCAGUUUUUAUGCUAUUCUUGCAAAAUGAAUUUAACAGGUACCAUAAUUCAGAUUACAAAAGAAAAAAAAUACCAUGAAAAUUGUUUUAAAUGUAAUAUUUGCAACAUUUUUAUCAGAAAAAAUGAAUAUAUUUUUUACAAAAACAAUAUUUGCCAUGAGAAGUGUAUGCUAGAAUUAAAAAAUAGCUUUUUAUCAAACUCUAUAUCACCUAAAAAAGCAUUAACAUCUAAUACAAUAUCAAAUAUAAAACCAUUAAAAAACAAUUCUUCAACAGAAGCAUUUUCUGUAAAAAAAAAGUCUCUUCCAAAGUUUGGAGGAUUUGAUAAAUGCGCAAGCUGUAGCGAAUCUAUAACUUUUCUUGAAUCAUAUCCCGGUCCCAAUUCUACUAAAUGGCAUAAAAAAUGUUUAAAAUGUAGCGGAGGAUGUGGUAAAAACAUGGAUUCUGGAUCAUUAAAUGAAAUUGAUAAAGACGGAAAAAUGAAGGUUUAUUGUAGAUUUUGUUGGGAUACUAUUAAGAGAGGAAAAAAACCAAUCGCCAUAUCUUUAGUAAUGAGUAAUACUUUGCAAGAUUUUAGUACUUUAGAAGAAAAUAGAGCUUAA
Molecule: messenger RNA, 1605 nt
Organism: Pneumocystis murina B123
Lineage: Eukaryota; Fungi; Ascomycota; Pneumocystomycetes; Pneumocystales; Pneumocystaceae
Exons: 8
Coding region: 13-1605 (530 amino acids)
Biological process (GO): actin cytoskeleton organization
Cellular component (GO): cytoplasm
Source: RefSeq, a predicted model, not a curated record